Candidozyma duobushaemuli is the source of this 1026-nucleotide messenger RNA. RefSeq names its product SDR family oxidoreductase. The transcript has a single exon. Lineage: Eukaryota; Fungi; Ascomycota; Pichiomycetes; Serinales; Metschnikowiaceae. Gene Ontology annotation, molecular function: oxidoreductase activity, acting on the CH-OH group of donors, NAD or NADP as acceptor. The record is from RefSeq and is a predicted model, not a curated record. Bases 1 to 1026 code for a protein of 341 amino acids.
AUGAACCAGACUGUUUUGGUGACUGGAGCCUCGGGCUUUAUAGCACAGCACAUUGUGAAGCAAUUGGUGAAGGAGGGGUACAAGGUCGUUGGCACUGUUCGUCUGGCGGCCAAGGGAGACAGAUUGAAGAAAAACGUGGACGGUUUGGGUGGCUCUUUUGAGUACGAGUUGGUUCCAGAUAUCAGCAAAGCCAACGCGUUUGACGCUGUUUUUGACAAGCAUCAGAACUUGGAUGUUGUUCUUCACACGGCGUCGCCGUUUUUCUAUGACACGGAGGAUCCCGAGCACGAUUUGGUGAUUCCAGCGAUCAGAGGCACUGAGAGCGUGUUUGAGGCGAUUCUGAAGCAGAUUCGAAACGGAAACGAAAGCGUCCAGAGAGUGGUGAUCACGUCAAGCGAUGCAGCAUUGUAUUCGGCCGAAGGCGAACAAACUACAGGCUUGAAGUUCGACGAAUCAUCGUGGAAUACCAUCACCUACGAGGAGGCCAUAAAGGACCCCAUCAGCGCCUACUACGGAGCCAAAACGUUUGCAGAGAGGACAGCGUGGAAGUAUGCAAAAAUGGAUCCUUUUCCAGAGACCACCGCUAUCAAUCCCGUCUACGUUUUCGGACCCCAGGCCUUCGACAACGAGGCAGAGGGCAAGUUGAACACGUCCAACGAGAUGAUCCGUGGGUUGCUCAAGUUGAAGGAGGGCGACGAUUGGUCAAACGACACCGGCGGGUUUAUCGACGUGAGAGACGUUGCCAGGGCGCAUUUGCUUGCGUUCCAGAAAGACGAAACUGCCGGAAAGAGGCUCUACAUGACCAACGGCAACUUCAGCGUCCAGAUGAUGCUUGAUGCUAUACACAAGAACUUUCCGGGUUUGGCAAUUCCAAAGGGCAAACCAGGCAAUGGGCCGCAGGACGUUGCACACAUGGCUGAGAAGAGGAACGGCAGAAGCAGGGAUUUGCUUCAGUUCGACUUUGUGCCUUUUGAAAAGGUCAUUGUGGAUACAGUGAAGCAGAUCCAGGAUAAUUCGAGGAUCUAG